GGCGUGCUCGGAUAAUCUUCAACGGCGACCUGGCAGAAACGUACCCGCCGGCGUCGGCUGGAACGACCCCUGAACUGUGUACAUGGGCCGUUUGUACAUAAACAAUAGCGCCACCCAUUCCCACCCACUGUUACCAAUCUCGUAGCUGACUUAACUUGAAUUUCUCAUAGCGCUGGAACUCACCGUCCCGUUUCAUUAGACUCUGCUAUGGCUUCACAUGCUGAAUUCGGUGAAAGGACGCCGGGGUCCGAGGUGGCAAGGACAUUUGCUGACCAGAUUCGAGGGAAAAGAAUCCUGAUUACGGGUGUUAGUCCCAAGGGAAUCGGUGCAGCAACCGCCCUCAAUAUCGCCUCGCAACACCCCGAUCUCUUGAUCCUGGCGUCUCGAACCAAGGCUCGAGUACAAGAGAUUGCAGAUCAGAUCGCCGAGAAAUACCCAGACACCAGAGUCGAAAUCGUCAUAUUAGACCUGGGCUCGCAAAAGUCAAUUCGACAGGCCGCUUCCGAGGUGGCCGGCCUGACCGACAGACUCGAUAUCCUGAUCAACAAUGCCGGUAUUGUGGUGACCUCGCGGCAGGCAACCGCUGAGGGCAUUGAGCAGCAGUUUGGCACCAACCACAUUGGCCCGUUCUUGUUCACCAAUCUGCUCCUGCCGCUCUUGCGCACUGCGGCCAAGGCAAACCCGCCCAGAGCAACGCGCAUUGUCAACCUUACCAGCGCCGGGCACAGGUUGUCGCCUAUUCGUUUCUCUGACUACAACUUUGAGGGCAAGCCUGUUCCCCCUGAGGAGGACCACUUCAAGCCUCUCCCUGGUGCAUUUGCCAAGUGCGCUCCCGAUGGUUACAAUGGCAUUGUGACAUAUGCGCAAUCCAAGACUGCCAACAUCUUGUUCACCCUCUCUCUCCAGAAACAUCUUUCGAAGGAUGGUAUUGGAGCGUAUGCUGUACAUCCCGGGACCAUCGAGACGGACUUGAGCCGCGAUCAGGACGAUGAGUUGACGGCCCAGUUCUACAAAGUCGCCCCGUACUGGAAGACACCUGAUGAGGGGACUUCGACUACUCUAGUUGCGGCACUGGAUCCGGCACUAAACGGUGAGGGACUUUUCCUUUCAGACUGCCAGAUCGCCGAGCCCUCUGCCCAUGCCAAAGACCCUGUCGCGGCUGAUAGACUGUGGGCGUUGAGUGAAGAGCUUGUUGGAGAGAAGUUUUCACUUAACGCUUGAAGAGGGGAGGGGGGGUUUAGGUGUAAAGAUUUCCCUCAGCUGAGGCCCGGGGUGCUUAGCAGAGAACAGUAGAUACCUCUUACUUGGUCAUUGAUCAACGUACCUAAAUAUGACAGAUAUGAGUUGGGGGCACAGCACUACUGUUGAGUGAGGUACAGUACAUAUACCUACCUCUGUCCUCUGUAUUACAGUAUUACACAUCUGA
Canariomyces notabilis is the source of this 1426-nucleotide messenger RNA. RefSeq names its product NAD(P)-binding protein. The transcript is spliced from 4 exons. The coding region runs from base 208 to 1221 and encodes 337 amino acids. NCBI's taxonomy places the organism in Eukaryota, Fungi, Ascomycota, Sordariomycetes, Sordariales, Chaetomiaceae. The record is from RefSeq and is a predicted model, not a curated record.